AAGGAAACCAAAAAAAGAAAAAUGAUGAUUGUUUUUUUUUUCUCUUUAACCAGGACUCAGACAGUCUUGGAGAAAUCCACUUGCAACCAACCCAUAAUUAUUGCUUCAGAUAGGUGAAUAAGUAGAUACUAUGUACUUGCGUACGCUUGUGGCUAUACUUCUAUGUAUAGUGCGAGUUCUAGCGAAAACAACAACUAGUACGACGAAGGUGGAAACUCCUACCACCACGUCAUUAGACCCCACAGAAACACCAUCAACCAUUAUCGAUAUACUAUCAUCACAAGCACAAUAUUCAUACUUUUUACGACAUCUUCAACGAAAUGGUAUGGUACCCAUCAUCAAUAGCUUACAUGAUAUAACGUUGUUGGCUCCUGUGAAUCUGGCAUUUUCAUCAUUAGAAGCCAUUAAACAACUAGACAAUAAUCAAUUAUUAAGAUAUAUUGUAAAUCAAAAGUUCAGAGUCGGUUAUCUAGAUGAUAAUGAAGUCUAUUUCAAUACAUUAUAUAGGAUGCUGGCUGAAAAGAACUAUUCUAUUAGUAUCAUACCUGAUUUUGAAACAUUUGAAUACGUGGUUGAUAAUGUAUCUGCCAUCAUAGAUCCGGAUAUUUACGCCAAACAUCAACAUUCUUUUAUUCAAGGUAUCGAACAUUUACUUCCCCAAAAAUCAACUAUAUGUGAUAUAUUACUUGAUGAUUCGACUUAUCAAUUGGAUGGACAAAAUAUAUCUUUUAUAAAACAAUUAUUUCAACUGAUCUUUUUAGAUGAAGAAGAAUUCUUUAUUGAAGGUAAAAAGAAGAAAAAGAAGAAGGAAUAUAAACCUCCAAAGGAAGUCUUUCCUGAUACUUGUGAAAGCUUCUUUUCUAAUACUAGAUCCUUAUUAAUCCCUAGUGAUGAAUUCAUCAAUGAUUCAUUAACUGAGAUUGAAAGAAGAUACUAUCUUUCAUCAUUUCAUUCCCUUAAUAGUACCAAAUUCUCAACUACUGAUGAAGCCUUCCUCGAAGUCAAAACAGAUAUUUUCUCCCUCCUUCGUCAUAUCAUGUUGAAAGACUUGGUAUAUGGUACCAACGGUACCGCCACAAAAAAACUGCAUGAAUCUCUUGCUGAAGAUUCAAAGUAUAAAAUCCAUUUAAAUCAAACAUCAAUAAUAAUUAAUGACAAACUUACGAGUAGUACUUCAUACCUUGCUUCGGAUGGAGUAGUACAUAUAUUUAAUAAUGAAGCAACCACAAAAGUAUCAAAAGACAAUUCCAAAUUCUUUCAAGCUUUGAAUAUCCCAACUGUUGAUAUUAUCCCUAGAAAAGCACUUUAUGCUUUACAUUUUUCCAAUUUUGUGAAGGAAUUAAAUUUCAGAUCAUUGGAUUAUUUAAUUGAUGGCUCUGUCGCUAAUCAAACAUUAUUCAUAGAACGUGAUCAAAAAGAUGAUAUUGAAGAAGAUGAUGACAAUGAUGAUGGAGAAAGUGUCAACGUAUAUUCCUUCAGUUCAAAACAGAAUUUACUUUAUCAAUUUGCUGAUGAACCAGUUGAUUUAACUACGGUUGAAGCUGAAUCAGAUGGGAAUCAUCAAUUAUUAAAUUCGAAACUUUGCUCAAAAAAGAGAGUCGGAGGUUGUUUUAAAUUGAAAUUAUCAGUAUCCAAUAUCAAAGGUGAAAAUGUUACAACCUUAAAUGAUGAUAUCGGCGUUAUAGAUAUUCCAAUGCCUCUUGGUAAUAAUAGUUUUGUUUACGUGACAGAUUCAGAAAUCACAUCCCCAGUAUCUUUCAAACACUCUGUAGGUGAUUUAAUGUCAGAUGGUGCUAUACAUAGACAUUUAGAACACAUUAAAAUUGAUCAAAAGACUUGUCUUACCACAUUACAAUAUCUCAAUGAUUUUGAUAUGUAUUCAUUAAAUGAAAAUGGUAAAGGUUAUUCCGUAUUUUUACCAUGUGGUAGAAACAUAAAAAAUUCAAAAGGAUCAUGGAAAGAUCUUGGAUUGAUCUUGAAUUAUUUAGAAGCUAAUCCUUUAUUAUUCAAAGAUUUAUUGAAAGGGAUGUUCAUUGAAGAUACUAUUUAUUCUAAUUUUGGACUCAAUCAUAAAGAUCGACAAAUGGUCCAUUCAUCAAAUCUAAAUGGUGAUCUAGUCAAUAUUGAAAACUAUCAAUAUGACGGAGGUUUCAAUCAUAUGAUUAGAUUAAAUAAUACCAAAGUAUCCUUGCCUAUAAAUUCCGAUAUCUUAUUCAAUCAAGGGGUGAUUCAUAUCAUCAAUGAAGUUUUAUUACCUGAAAGUUUUUCGAUUCCAUUUGCAGAUUUGGCUAAAACAACCAUGGAUAUGAAUUAUCCUGAUUACUCGAUUGUGAAUCUUAUUGAAAUGUUUCCAAAAUUAAGUAAAGCGUUGGGUUUCCAUGGGGAAGCGCAUAGUACAAAUCAAUACUCCUUACUUAUCCCGAGUCCAGAGUCCUUGAAGGAUUUUAAUAUCACUACUAGUUUCACCAAGUUAUAUGAUUUCCUUGAAUUGCAUUUGAUUCCAAAUAAAGAAAUCGGAAACUUGAUUGAUUGUAUCAACGAUAAUUCUCCUCAACUUAAUUCCACUGGUUAUGUUGUGAAUACAAAUCUCACUAAUGCUACCAUGGUAUGUAUCCGAGAUCAUAAAAAUGAUAAAGUUUAUUUACAAUUACAUAAGCUCAACAAUCAUAAUUCGUCAGAUUUCAAUGCUCUUUCAUAUAACAAAGAUCAUGAAGUUAGAUUAUUAAAUCAUGGUUGUACUUCAUUAAACCAAUCAUCAGCUUCAUGUGUAUUUUUGAUUGAAAAGCCAUUGAACUUAAAAUGGAUUGAAGAUCCUGAUGAUGAUAAUUUCCUUCAUAUUCAUCUUGGAUUUAUUAGUGUCGGAGUUGGUAUAAUCCUUGGUUUGGCCAUGUUUGGCAUGGUAAUGCUUGGUGCUAUCUAUUGUUUAGGUAAUAAUAGAAGGAAAUUUGGUGAACCUUUAUCCCAAUAUGAUAAUGAUUCUAUGUUCCCUAGAAGCGAAUCUACAUUUAUGCCAGUAUUAACUGACGAUGAUAGUGAAGAUUUCGAUAGAGGUUUUGACAUUGGUUAUGAAACAGACUUGGAUAUGUUAAGAACAGAAACAGAACUGUUACUUCCAUUACAUGGUAAAAGAAAGAAAAGAGGAAAGAAGAGAGAUUAUGGUUCAACUGCAAACGGGGAAGCAACAUCACCCAGUGGUCCUAUCAACAUCACAGGACAUGUAUCUGCUCCUCGUAACAUCCAUAAUAAGAGCAUAUCCCAUACAUUAGGUAGAGAAAGAAAUAUACCUGGUUUUGGUCCAUAGAAGUUAUGUAUUAUUUUAGUUAUUUAUUUAUUAUAGUCCUUUCAAUUUUAAAAUUCUGCAUAUAAAAAAUAUGUGUAUUUCUUUACGAUUCUGUAACAAUU
Molecule: messenger RNA, 3402 nt
Organism: Scheffersomyces coipomensis
Lineage: Eukaryota; Fungi; Ascomycota; Pichiomycetes; Serinales; Debaryomycetaceae
Exons: 1
Coding region: 131-3301 (1056 amino acids)
Biological process (GO): macroautophagy
Cellular component (GO): fungal-type vacuole membrane
Source: RefSeq, a predicted model, not a curated record